AUCAUCACCUGUGCUCUGUGCUGGUGUAGACUGCUAAUUUGUUUCCAUCACUUCUUCCAUCAGGACCCUUACAGCUCAGUCUUCUCAGCAGGGAUUGGUGAGACAGGGUGAAAAUGGGUGACGCUGCCAUGAAAGAGUUUGGGGCAGCAGCCCCAUACCUGAGGAAGUCAGACAGGGAGCGUCUGGAGGCCCAGACCCGGCCCUUCGACAUGAAGAAGGAGUGCUUUGUUCCAGACCCUGAUGAGGAGUACGUGAAGGCUUCCAUCACCAGCCGCGAGGGCGACAAAGUCACCGCUCAGACUGAGAAAGGAAAGACGGUCACAGUGAAGGAGAGCGACGUCCACCCUCAGAACCCGCCAAAGUUUGAUAAAAUUGAAGACAUGGCGAUGUUCACCUUCCUCCAUGAGCCCGCCGUGCUGUUUAACCUCAAAGAGCGUUACGCAGCGUGGAUGAUCUACACCUACUCCGGACUCUUCUGUGUGACUGUCAACCCCUACAAGUGGCUGCCGGUCUACAACCAGGAAGUAGUGGUGGCCUACAGAGGAAAGAAGAGGAGUGAAGCUCCUCCUCACAUCUUCUCCAUCUCUGAUAACGCCUAUCAGUACAUGCUCACUGACAGAGAGAAUCAGUCCAUCCUCAUCACUGGAGAAUCUGGUGCUGGGAAAACUGUCAAUACCAAGAGAGUCAUCCAGUACUUUGCCAGCAUCGCGGCUGGAGGUGGAAAGAAAGAAAGCUCUGACAAAAAGGGAACUCUGGAGGAUCAAAUCAUCCAGGCUAACCCGGCUUUAGAGGCCUUUGGUAAUGCCAAGACCAUCAGGAAUGACAACUCCUCCAGAUUUGGCAAAUUCAUCCGAAUUCACUUUGCAGCCAGUGGGAAGCUUGCCUCAGCAGAUAUCGAAACAUAUCUGCUGGAAAAGUCCCGUGUCACCUUUCAGCUUAAGGCUGAGAGAGACUACCACAUCUUCUACCAGAUUCUGUCUCAGAAGAAACCAGAGCUGCUGGAGAUGCUGCUCAUCACCAACAACCCGUAUGACUACGCCUUCAUCUCCCAAGGAGAGACGACCGUGGCCUCCAUCAAUGAUGCUGAGGAGCUGAUGGCCACUGAUAUGUUAGUCUGCAUAUCAGCAAGGAUGAAGAAACGGCCGCCUGGGAGUGAAGCUGAUUGGCUGCAGUAUUAA
Molecule: messenger RNA, 1178 nt
Organism: Cheilinus undulatus (humphead wrasse)
Lineage: Eukaryota; Metazoa; Chordata; Actinopteri; Labriformes; Labridae
Product: myosin-7
Exons: 11
Coding region: 114-1178 (354 amino acids)
Biological process (GO): actin filament organization; vesicle transport along actin filament
Cellular component (GO): cytoplasm; actin cytoskeleton; myosin complex
Molecular function (GO): actin filament binding; microfilament motor activity; ATP binding
Source: RefSeq, a predicted model, not a curated record